ACAAACUUUUUACUCCGGGAGCGGGUGGGGUGGCCGCGCGGCCCGGCCGGCAGGGUGGCGAGGGCGCAGCGCGCAGCUGGCAUGCCCGGCGCCCCUCGAGGGCAGCCGGUGUCCCCAACCCGGUACCGCGCGGGACCCGGGCCCACCUCGGUGGCCUCGGCUCCGACCUGUUGAAGGCUCUCGCCCCGGGCCGGGAGCCGGUGGGCAGAUCCCCCACGGCUGAUCUCGAGCCUCCGGUGGCUCGGCCUCCCUUCCUCGCCGCCCCCUCUCCCUCUCCUCGCGGUCAUUUUCCUAAUUGGACGGAGCUGUGGGGCGUGAUCGUCGGCGUCAGACGGAGGAGCCCCCCGAAUCGGGUGGUCUUCCUUCCACGACUCUCAGAUCCCCACCGAGCCGGCCUCGGUCCCCCCCCCCCCCCCCAGCUGCGGACUUGCUAACUCGUGCGUAGCGGGUUGCCGGUUUUCUUUUCUUUUUUUUUUCAACUUGCCUUUUAAGAUGACUUUUAUGGUCCCUGCAACUGCUUCCCUCCAGUCUAAACUGUAGUUUGGGAAGAUUUAAGAGGCCAGGGAGGUGCUUGUGUGGGCUUUAACUAAUCCAAAACGGUCAUUAAUGUAUCUCUACGCCCUGCGAGAUGGUUCCGACCAGCCAAGCAGUAGCCUGGAUGUUGUUUUCAUCCGGACACUGCGGAGUUCCUUCACGGUCUUAGCGGCCAGCCUGCCAGUGAGGGGACACUUGACCUGCGGGCCCUGUGCCCUAUCUUCGAAGGGCACCCUGAGCCCCUUUCUUUCCGUUUACAAUGGAAACUCUCCGCCACUGUCCACCUGAAGACUUAACUAGUCCCUGUGGGUACCUCGGAAGCUCACAAAACUCCCCUACAGGUGUGCGGAGGACUUUGUGCUGUUGGGGGUCAUCCAGCCAGCUUUGACGCUGCCCUCUCAGCCUUGCUUUGUACGUCUCAUGUUCUUGGGAACCCUGUGCCUUCCUUGUGUACUUGCAGUCCUUGUUCAGAUGGAGAAACUGAGGCACAGAAGUGACCUUUUUGUAACCAAUUACAAGUGACUGAAGCGGACGAUCCUAGCCAAGGGAAGCCGGGCAUGGCGUCGGGGCUGACCGGAAAAAUGCCCUCGUAGCCAGACGCCGCAGGAUGGAGGGCUUCAUGGACUCAGGGACACAGACGGACGCUGUGGUGGUGCUGUCCUUGGCUCAGGCUGCUGUGCUGGGCCUGGUCUCAGAAAAUGAGCUCUUUGGAGCCACCAUAAGUGCUGAGGCCUUCUACCCAGACCUAGGGCCAGAACUGACUGGGACAGCCAUGGGGGAGCCAGAACCACCAGGGCCCGACAUCUAUCAGCUGUCCUGUAAUGGGCGGGCCCUGGAAGAGCCCCCAGAAGAGGAGGUGCUAGAGGUAGAGGCAGCCUUCGAGAAGCACACCCGGAGGAAGACCCGGCCCCCGGUGAGGCUGGUACCCAAGGUCAAGUUUGAGAAGGCAGAAGAGGAAGAGGAACAGGAGGUGUAUGAGGUGUCUGUGCCUGGUGAUGACAAAGACCCAGGCCCUGUAGAGGCCCCUGCUGAGGUGGCCAGCAGUGCCUGUGAGGCCCUGGUGCAGAGCAGUGCCGUCAAGAUGAUUGACCUCAGCGCCUUCAGCCGCAAGCCCCGGACACUCCGGCACUUGCCGAGAACUCCAAGGCCAGAGCUGGACAUGGCCUCAUUCGAUCCUCCCUUCCCGGAUCCAGCCCGGGAUGGCUUCCCCGAGCCCAGCAUGGCACUACCUGGACCAGAGACUUUGCCCACUGAAUGUAGUUUUGAGCCACCCCACCUGGCCCCCCUGAGCAACCCUGAGCCUCCCAACGUGACACCGCCGGAACUCGUCAAACCAGAGCAGGGCUUCGUGUGGCAGGAGCCCAGCGAGUUCGAGGCUGACACGGCAGGCUCCACAGUGGAGCGCCACAAGAAGGCACAACUGGACCGGCUGGACAUCAACGUGCAGAUCGAUGACUCCUACCUAGUGGAGGCGGGCGACCGCCAGAAACGCUGGCAGUGCCGCAUGUGCGAGAAGUCCUACACAUCUAAGUAUAAUCUGGUGACGCACAUCCUGGGCCACAACGGCAUCAAGCCACACUCGUGUCCCCACUGCAGCAAGCUCUUCAAGCAGCCCAGCCACCUGCAGACGCACCUGCUGACGCACCAGGGCACACGGCCCCACAAGUGUCAGGUGUGCCACAAGGCCUUCACUCAGACCAGCCACCUCAAACGCCACAUGCUGCUGCACUCGGAGGUGAAGCCCUACAGCUGUCACUUCUGUGGCCGCGGCUUCGCUUACCCAAGCGAGCUCAAGGCCCACGAGGUGAAGCACGAGAGUGGCCGCUGCCACGUCUGUGUCGAGUGCGGCCUAGACUUCUCCACCCUGACCCAGCUCAAGCGCCACCUGGCCUCCCACCAGGGCCCCACCCUCUACCAGUGCCUCGAGUGUGACAAGUCCUUCCACUACCGCAGCCAGCUACAGAACCACAUGCUCAAGCACCAGAACGUGCGGCCCUUCGUGUGCACUGAGUGUGGCAUGGAGUUCAGCCAGAUCCAUCACCUCAAGCAGCACUCCCUCACCCACAAGGGUGUGAAGGAGUUCAAGUGUGAGGUGUGUGGCCGGGAGUUCACCCUGCAGGCCAACAUGAAGCGCCACAUGUUGAUCCACACCAGCGUCCGGCCCUACCAGUGCCACAUCUGCUUCAAGACGUUUGUGCAGAAGCAAACCCUCAAGACCCACAUGAUUGUGCACUCGCCUGUGAAGCCCUUCAAGUGCAAGGUGUGCGGGAAAUCCUUCAACCGCAUGUACAACCUGCUGGGUCACAUGCACCUGCACGCAGGCAGCAAGCCAUUCAAGUGCCCGUACUGCUCCAGCAAGUUCAACCUCAAAGGGAACCUGAGCCGGCACAUGAAGGUCAAACACGGCGUCAUGGACAUCAGCCUGGACAGCCAAGACCCCAUGAUGGAGCUGGCAGGCCCUGACCCCUCUGAACUUGACAACCAUCAGGAGAUGGAAGACUUCGAGGAAAACUCCUAUACCUACAGCAGUGUGGACGGCAGCGCGGAGGCCAGCGCCCUCACUGAGCAGGCCAUGAAAGAGAUGGCCUACUACAAUGUGCUAUAGCAGGCCGCUGAGUGGGCGGGGAGGGCGCGGGGUGAGACCCACAUACUGAGGGCUGCCCCUCUGCAGCCCAGAACCAAGCUACUGUCCACUGCCCAGCCCCCUCCCCCCACCCUCAGUCAUUUGCACCAUUAGGGACCUUCAGACCAAAUGCAGACUGUACUACUGUCCUUGCAGGGAGCUGGGCGCCGGCCUAGGCAUCCCCGUGAGGGAAAGGUAACCAGGAGGUCCACAUCUGGUUCUCCUUGGCCUGCUGCUGUGCUUGGGCAGGGGAAAUACUAGUGAGGCCUCUUAAGGACACAGACUUAGAGUUCUUCUCCAAGCCACCUCAGGCAUAGAGGCGCUCUCCAGGAAGAGAAUGCUUGAGCCGGGUCUUGUCUCUCUUCUUCACCGACUCUGGCCUUUAAGGACAUAUGAGCUCCUGCACUGGCCGGCACUGCCCACCCCAACCCUGCUCAGACCCAAGAACCUCUUCCCUUCCCGUCACUCAAGAGCCAGGCAGGGCACUCUGCCUUCUACCUCCUGGGCCUCCCCUUGCUCCACACAGGCACGCAUGCGGUCCUAGCCCUGGUCCUGCCUGUGGGAGAGCCGGGAGUCCAGCCUCCAGAGCACCCUCCCAGCCAUCCUGCAGAGCUCCCCUGCCUCAGCCCCAUGGGAAAGAAUGUCCUGAAUAUGCAUUUCAACAACUCGCAUCCUGGUCUGUCCCCAGCUAAGGUGCCAUCAUCAGGGUCCUCAUGAAAGCAAAAUUUGGACAUGCCUUGCGUCUGGCAAACAUUAACAGAGAUAGGUGGAGGCCCCUUGAGCCAGUGGGGAGGAGCAGGGUGACACUUGUCUGGGACCAAGAGAGGCCGUCCUCGGGAAGCCAAGGGGGACCACCCGUGGGAAGAGGGGAACUAGAAUGGUUUUUGGUUUUGUUUUUUAUGAGCAAGCAGGCGUUGUGAGGACUGGGUGAGCAGAGGCCCAGCAGGCUCCCAAGGAAGAACAAAUAUUUAAUUGAAGACCAUAGGGAGGGAGGAAAAGAAUUCUGUUUUGAGCAAGUGAGGAUAUUUUGAAGGUAAUUUAUGUUUUCCUUUCCAACUCUCUUAUCUAUCAUCUUUGAUGGAGAAUGUUUUUGGUUUGUUGUUUUGUUUUGUUUUUUUUGUUUUUUUGGUUUUUUUUGUCUUUUUUUUUUUUUUUUUUUUUUUGGUUCGCCCAAGCCUCGGCUUUCUUUUGUGCUGUGUGUGCUUCCUGCUUCCCGAAUUUCCUAAAGCACCGAGGCCUGCGGGACCUGCCACAGCCCAGGUGUGUUGCUUGCCGGGAGCCUCGGAAGGCCAAGGCAGGUGGGAAGGGGAGGCAGAGAACCGCCCUGGCCUUCUCCAGCCAGCUGGCUCUCUUCCCCUGUCCACACUCCCCCAUCUCUGUCCCCCAGGUAGUGUCUAGCACAUUCAUAAGCCCUGCCCACAAAUCCCAAGGCCCCCCAAGGGGAGGAGCAGGCAGGGCUUACCCCAAAAAGGCAUAGAUGAAGCCACCAGCUUUGGCUGAGAAACCAAGAGUGGGAAACCAGCUGGGGCAGAGGGCACUGAUUUGCAGUGUGACUGCCCCCAAGCCUGUCCCUAAGUGAAACACCAAGCCAGGCCUCAGGGUGACUGUUCAGGACUGGGGGUGAGGGGGGACCCAGUGGCCCAAGUGUGGCUUCCCAUGGCUCCUGGCCUCCCAGGUGCCCGUCAUGAUGACCCUCAGGUGGCAGUGAUUAGGUGUCACUGUACGAGACAUUUAUUUCUCCUGCUGAGCAGAAGGCAUCACCCCUGCAAACUACCUCUUCCCACAAAGACUUUCUCCCCUGGUACCAAAAAGCACCCCGUACC
Messenger RNA from Apodemus sylvaticus (European woodmouse), 4980 nucleotides. RefSeq names its product zinc finger protein 710 (gene Znf710). The coding region runs from base 1142 to 3139 and encodes 665 amino acids. The record is from RefSeq and is a predicted model, not a curated record. Gene Ontology annotation, biological process: regulation of transcription by RNA polymerase II. Gene Ontology annotation, cellular component: nucleus. Gene Ontology annotation, molecular function: RNA polymerase II cis-regulatory region sequence-specific DNA binding; DNA-binding transcription factor activity, RNA polymerase II-specific. NCBI's taxonomy places the organism in Eukaryota, Metazoa, Chordata, Mammalia, Rodentia, Muridae. The transcript has 6 exons.